AUGGCCAGCUACGAAGCUCUUACCUACCCGUUUGCCUACGCAGGCCCUCAGCCCAUCAUGGACCCCAAGGAACGCUUUUACCGCCAGUUCCACCAGGAAGUUGCCACUUUACAGGACCGCAUCGUCAAGCUCGGCUCCAUCGCCGUCGUCGGCGGCGAACGCCAGGAUGCCAGGGACAGCAUCCUGACCAGCAUCUCCAAGCUAUCCCUCGAGGUAGCCGAUGCCUCAGACUACAUUCCCGCCUACGACCAGCGAACCUAUUCCGAGGCCGUCAAAGCACUGACGGAACAGCUCAACGAAGAGCUGGCCAGACUGACGCCCAAGUCCCGAUUUCAAUUCAAGCGCACGAACAGGACCACGGCGCCCACUGCUGCCGAUCCGCGCCUCCUCCGGGGAACGCCUCUGCCGGCCGCAGACAGCAAGGCCGACGCGGCCAGCACCCAGCCGGCCGUCCUGCCCAGCGGUAAGAACUACAACGCAGAGCUUUCCGGAUCUGGUGGCGAGGUGUCGUCGGUGCGCAAGCCGAGUUUUUCGUCGGCGCGCGAGGUCGCCCUCUCGGGCCACGCCGGCCUGCACAUCAUCCUGCCGCUGUCCGCCUCGCGGGCCACGGCCUCAGGCAGCCUGACGCACCUGCGCGGCUGCGUCGUCGACAUGUCCGUGCCGACGUCCAGCACGGGCAGCAGCGGCGGCGCCGCCUUCCUCAGCCUCGUGCUCAAAGACAUGGACCGCUGUCUGAUCGUGUCCGGUCACGUCAGCGGACCCGUGCACGUGACCGGACUGCGCGACUGCGUCGUCGUCGUGGCCGCCCGCCAGGUCCGCAUCCACGAGUGCCGCAACGUCGACCUGUACCUGCACUGCGGCAGCCGGCCGAUCAUCGAGGACUGCAGCGGCAUGCGCUUUGCCCCGCUGCCCCACGCCUAUGCGAGCCCGGAAGACGAGGCGGCCACGAACCACUGGGACGAGGUGGACGACUUCAAGUGGCUCAAGGCCGACCAGUCGCCCAACUGGAGCAUCCUGCCCGAGGACGCUCGCCUGCCCGAGACCGUGUGGACGGGCGCCGUGGCCGGCGCCGGCAUGAGCACCGAGGAUGUCCUAAAGGCAGUGGGCAUUGACAAGAAGUGA
Molecule: messenger RNA, 1122 nt
Organism: Grosmannia clavigera kw1407
Lineage: Eukaryota; Fungi; Ascomycota; Sordariomycetes; Ophiostomatales; Ophiostomataceae
Product: tubulin-specific chaperone
Exons: 3
Coding region: 1-1122 (373 amino acids)
Biological process (GO): post-chaperonin tubulin folding pathway; tubulin complex assembly
Cellular component (GO): cytoplasm
Molecular function (GO): tubulin binding
Source: RefSeq, a predicted model, not a curated record